Messenger RNA from Penicillium maclennaniae, 333 nucleotides. RefSeq lists its product as uncharacterized. The transcript has 2 exons. NCBI's taxonomy places the organism in Eukaryota, Fungi, Ascomycota, Eurotiomycetes, Eurotiales, Aspergillaceae. Bases 1 to 333 code for a protein of 110 amino acids. The record is from RefSeq and is a predicted model, not a curated record.
AUGUCGGCACGACUCGACGCCAGCGACUCUGGCAACCAGGGAGGCUCUCCUGGUGGCAACUUCGGACAACAAGCUUCACCACAAGCAUCGAGUAUCGAAAGAGCAAUGCCAGCAGACGACCAAAUUGCAGUCCCAGAAGAUAUAGAAGCUGAAUUGAAACAUUACAACUUCCUUCUCGAGCAACUGCUAGGCUUGAUCUCGAGCGGCGGAGAGGAAUCUGUCUCGCGCGUGAUUUCUGUUAUCCGCUCGGGCGGCUCCCAUCGCCAAAUUCUCGACAUCAUCGAACAGCAAUCCGAAAGCAAGAGCCCAGCCGGGAAGAACGGGGUUAAAUAA